AUGUCAGCACGUUCAACAACGCCUCGAAAUACCAUCGCCUGUGUCCCGUGCCGAACGACCAAACUGAGAUGUUCGCAUCGUAAUCAAGCUCCAUGUGAUCGCUGCUAUUCCGCUGGUCGAGCAGCUUCCUGCUAUUUCCCUAAAAAAUGGACCUCUGCCUUGCAUCGGCAGCCGAAGAAGCCGCGCCACGCGAUUCACGCUCACCAGCCCGGAAAGGACAGCGGACUGGACGCGUUGGCAAGCUCUGCUUCCAUCGAUGAGCGACCGGUACAGCUUGGCCCGAUCGAGGAGUUGAACUCCCUUUCCGCAGAGACAUUCUCGCCAGACGGCCCUUUGAGGUGGCUCACAAAAGACGUGCAACAGUGUUACCUGCGAUGUACUUACAAGUGGAGCUUUCACCACAAGCCAAGGCUGUUGCAGCAAAUCAGGGACGGGACGAUUGACUCGGCAUUGGCGUGGGCCAUCCUGACACUUGCUUCUAGGUACUCUCCCACGCCAGCAUGCUUUAGCACCCCACUCGAAGCCAGCAAUUUCUUUGCACAGCGUGCAUCGCGUGCCGUACAGCUCCGUAUCACUUCACCGAGCUUGGCCCAAGCGCAGGCGCUCUUGCUGCUUACGGGACACAAGUGGGGUGCCGGCGACGGCGAGAGCGCCUGGAUCUAUCUUGGGAUAGCGGUGCGCAUGGUGCAGAUGAUGGGACUCUGUUCAGAGUAUUUGAGCACUGGCGAUGAUGAGUCGGCGUCAGAGACGUUCAUCUUGGCCGAAGAACGUCGCCGCAUAGCUUGGACGUGCUUCCUCAUGGAGAGCCUUCUCAGUGGCGGUGGCGGUCGUGCGCGUAUACUCAAAUCCGAAGAUAUGACGAUUCAGCUUCCGUGUGAAGACGUGGCCUUCGUGUUUGGGACCCCCGUGCGAUGCGAACUGUUGGCCAACGGAUACUCCCAAGAGAAGCUCCCUGGCACUACGAGUAUAUCAAAUAUGUCGAUCCUUGCUUACACGGUAAGAGUUGCAGACAUAUGGGGCCAUGUGGCGGGGUGGGCCUCGAGCGACGAAUCCAUGAUUGUAAGUCUCGAUCAUCCGGAAUCGAGGGCUCACAGCCUCGUGUCGUCACUUGAGCGUUGGAGGUCGACAUUGCCGGACCGGCUACGGUACAGUCUGUUCUCGCUACAAGCCCACAGCGUGCUCGAACAGGGCCAAGGUUACUGCUACAUGCACUGUAUAUAUUUCAUGGCCGUCAUAUUCCUCCACCGCAAUUAUCUGCCGCAUCUGGGCCUGUCGAGAAGCCAGCGGUCUCUGAACAGCCCAGAGCAAGAUGAUGCGUUCCUGGACUGGGCGGCCCGGGCGUCACAGACCCUCUACGACACCGCGUCCACGGUGUGCGAUAUGUGCGAGGAGAUCAACCGAUCCGGCGCCGACUUUCGGAGGGGGCUGGUUCCAUGGAUCGGUUUCACCGUGUACACCACGAUUGGCGUCAUGCUCUACUUCCAAUCCUUCCCGCUCGAGCCCAGUGUGGAGUUUCUCAGCAAAACCAGACACAGACUCCACAGUGCAUACCUGCUUCUCAAGGAGAUGAAGAACGAAUGGCCCAUGGCAAGUCGAUGGCUCGAAAAUAUAUACUCGCUGCAAAAAUACCACGCCUCCAGGGUGCACAAGAACAACAUCUCAGAGGAGGAGCUACGGGGUUUCCGCAAUCUGAUGGUCGACUAUGGCGCCCUUCACGACGCGCCCGCCUCUAACCCAGCCCUGGCCGUACAUCCUCUGGAGCCCGCGUCGACCAUGGCUUCAGGAUCAAACACUAGCCCGGGGAUUGAGAUCAGACAACAGACCUACGCGCAGCUACAGGAUACGCCUCAACCAGCGAGGACCGAGUCAGCGAGCGACACGUCCUUGGUGGACGUCUUGGAUUUCCCGCAUGAUUUUGGAAGUGUAGACCACCUCGUCUCGGAAGAGGAGAUGGCGGGGAUUUUCCAGGAGUUCUGGACCAUGUUCCCUGGGGAGGUUGGCUCGGGGAACAUGACUUUCUAA
Molecule: messenger RNA, 2022 nt
Organism: Fonsecaea multimorphosa CBS 102226
Lineage: Eukaryota; Fungi; Ascomycota; Eurotiomycetes; Chaetothyriales; Herpotrichiellaceae
Exons: 3
Coding region: 1-2022 (673 amino acids)
Biological process (GO): regulation of DNA-templated transcription; DNA-templated transcription
Cellular component (GO): nucleus
Molecular function (GO): DNA binding; zinc ion binding; DNA-binding transcription factor activity, RNA polymerase II-specific
Source: RefSeq, a predicted model, not a curated record